Messenger RNA from Penicillium antarcticum, 2268 nucleotides. RefSeq lists its product as uncharacterized. Bases 1 to 2268 code for a protein of 755 amino acids. The record is from RefSeq and is a predicted model, not a curated record. NCBI's taxonomy places the organism in Eukaryota, Fungi, Ascomycota, Eurotiomycetes, Eurotiales, Aspergillaceae. The transcript is spliced from 3 exons. Gene Ontology annotation, molecular function: flavin adenine dinucleotide binding; N,N-dimethylaniline monooxygenase activity; NADP binding.
AUGACCAAGAGGGUAGCUAUAAUCGGCGCCGGCCCCUCAGGUCUAGUCACAGCCAAAACCCUGCUACAAAAUUUCCCAAAAGGAACAUAUUGCCCGGUAAUCUUUGACACCCGACAUGAAAUAGGCGGUCUGUGGCCUGCUGGCUUUCCAGCUUCGGAUGCAUCUACAUGUACCAAGGAUGAUGGUGAUGGCACGCCUGGGACAUUAGACCCGCGCAUGCGGACGAAUCUUAGUCGGUUUACAGUUGCUUUUUCGGAUCUUGCUUGGGGAUCUGUUUUCCCAGGGCAGGAUUUGCCGUUGUUUCCUCGAGCUAGUCAGGUGGGACGGUAUUUGGCUGUUUAUGCUGAGCGGUAUAUUCCGGAGGAUGUUUUUCGGUUCGGGUGUCGAGUUACUAGGACGGAGAGGAUUCACGAUGGUGGGUGUGCGAAGUGGACUGUUCAUGCAAAUGGAGAUCAAAAAUCCUCUGAUCAAGUCUUUUCAGAAGACUUUGACCACCUUGUUCUUGCUUCGGGCUACUUUGCCCAGCGGUAUAUCCCUGUCAUACCAGGUCUAGAAAAAUUCCCCGGACGGAUCAUCCACAGCUCAACCCUCCACCGCGAGCGAGACAAUCUCAAGGAUAUCACUUCCCAAGGCCAGACCGUGAUUAUCGGCGGAAGCAUGUCAGGCGUCGAAGCUGCAUCAGCCAUAGCCCUUCAUCAAUCCUCCACGGCAUUAUCAAGCGACAAAAUACAUCCCUCGCCAUUCCAAGUUCACCAUAUCCACUCACGGCCAUUCUGGGCUCUUCCAACUUAUCUCCCACAGGAGUCCAACGAAACUGCUUCUUUCCUACCCUUGGAUCUGGCAAUGUACGAUCUAGCCCGUCGACCACCCGGUCCGAUUGAAUACGCACUUGGUCCGAUCUCAGAGGAAAAGGCUCUCAAGACUAAUGGUUAUUUCCAGUCUCUGCUUGGGGGUGAUUAUGAGAGAUAUGGUCAUAUGCACACCGCACAGGGUAGUGGUGAGAAGGUCCAACCGCCGUGGGUUGCUAUUGGCAAUGACUACGCCGAGUUUGUGCGAGCUGGGGCUAUAAAGGCGACCAUGGGCCGGGUUAUUUCGGUGCAAUCGAAUAAGGAUAAAAAAGUCGCUUCGGUUGCAUGCAGGCUUCCAAAUGGAGAGUCUGUCAUGGUUGAAGAUGUGGCGGCGAUCGUCAUGGCUACUGGAUUCAUGCCUCAUAAAUCCCUCGCGUUGUUACCAGAUGAUGUAUUGUCUAUUCUGGAAUACUCCAUAGAAGAUCCUUUCUCUCCUUUAAUCCUCGAUAAAGGUGGUACUGUCCGCUUCGAAAUGCCAGAUCUUGGGUUUGUCGGAUUCUAUCGGGGCCCUUACUGGGGUGUCAUGGAGAUGCAAGCGAGAUAUCUUGGGAAAUUGUGGUCCGGGCUGGAUGAGACUGUUUCUUGCCAAACGAAUGAUCAGAGGGACGGACUUCGGAGUCUCAGAUCUACCGAUUUACUCCUUGCUCGUGGUCAGUUUCCUAUGGCGGAUUAUGUCGGGUUGAUGGAGUCUUUUGCAGGGGAUUUGGAAAUUGAUCGCUCUGUUUUAUCGGGUGAGAGCCGGUCUGGCCCUGUGGUUCCUGCUCGGUAUCUUUUUGGCAGGUUCAAUCGAGAUCAAGACCUAAAUAUCUCGGACGAAGAGGCUGUGGGGACAUUGGAUGACUUGCGGAAUAGUCUGGUCCAUGAUCAUGAUGCGGCACAAAAGGCUGCGGCGUCAGCUAUCUUCCGCGCUUUACAUGGUUCAUGGAAAUCCACCAAGAAAUCCGCAAGUUCAAGUGCUUCUGAGAGUGAAGGUGUCACCGGCGAUCUAACUUUCUAUCCACGAUACCCAACCAAUCCUGUUUACGACAGAGAAUAUCUCUGCGAGGAUACCCCGAUUGGACAAUCACCCUCGCAAGAAAGGAAUCGAUUCAUCCUGCGCUUGGCUGAGACAGCGUCUGAUAAAGCUACCUCUCGAAUUGAAGUUUGGUCGGUAGACUUGGCAGACCAACUGUCAGCUGGUGUACUUGUCCAAACUUGGGAGUUGGAACCUCUGUGGCGAGAAUGGAGAGAGGAAGAUGUUGUGACGGGGGAGUAUGUGAUAUCUGCCAAGAGUCUUGAAUCGAGUUCUGGAACUAGGUUUUUGUAUACCUUCCAUUUCAAGGGGGUCUCGAUAUCAUCUUGGGAUUACUUUGAGUUAGAAAAUGGCGUGGAGGAAGGUGAUAAAUUCAUGUCCCGGGUUGUGUAUGAAAGGUCUGCAUAA